This is a messenger RNA of Drosophila innubila, 2226 nucleotides long. RefSeq lists its product as uncharacterized. The transcript is spliced from 3 exons. The record is from RefSeq and is a predicted model, not a curated record. Lineage: Eukaryota; Metazoa; Arthropoda; Insecta; Diptera; Drosophilidae. The coding region runs from base 1 to 2061 and encodes 686 amino acids.
AUGAGCACUAGUACGAUUGUUAAAACAAAUGCUAAUCAUGAAAUUGUGGUACAUGUCGAAGGACGAGCACAGAAAACAGAAGACAAUUCUCCACUGUACUACGUGGAGAAUAUUCAUUGUAAGAUUCCGUAUAUUGAUCCAUUUGCUGAGGAAGUCAUGGAGAUCUACAAACCACACGUAUUUGAGGAAUGUACGAAUGAAUCGGAUUUAGUCAGACCUAUCUUCGAUAUGAAUAUUAAGCGCUAUAUGCUCCAUAUCAACGAUAGCGUCAUAUCGCAAAUACUCAAUUCCAGUGAAAUAAAAUACACGUGCUAUUAUCAGGAAAUAACACACAGUGAUAAGAAUGGAAUAUCAUUUAUCAAUGGCUUCAAAUUGCAUUCGCCAGUAUACUUCAGACAUGGAUACGAAAUACCACCCCAUGUUCAGGCUAUAAUUUUGAAUUGCCAUGAGGCCAGAAAUGUAUCGCACGUACUGCAAAUGGACGGUUAUGCUUUGGUUCAAUACAAGUCACCUCCAGGAGCAGGAGCAGAAAGAGGACCAGAAGCAACAGAAGGAGUAGCAAAGGACUCAAGAAAGUCGCAGCCGCGAAAGCCUAGCGUCAUAAUGUUUGGCCUGGACACCAUGUCGAGAAUUAAUUUAAGGCGCACCAUGCCCAAAGUUUACAAGUUCUUAACACAGACCGGUUGGUAUGAGAUGCAGGGUUAUAAUAAGGUUGCGGAUAACACAUUUCCAAAUCUAUUGGCCGUUCUCAGUGGCUUUUCGCCAAAAACAGCGAAAAAGAAGGUGUGCGAUACGGAUAGAUAUGGUUGCUUUGAGAGAUUUCCUUUCAUCUGGAAAUAUUUAAAGGAGGCGGGAUAUUUGACAGCCUAUGCGGAGGAUGCGUUCUGCAUAAACACCUUUAACCUCGGCAAGCCGGGCUUCUCUAUACCGCCAACUGACUACUAUCACCUUCUUUUUCUGCGAGCGUUCGAAGAUCAGUUAAAGGGUUGGAAGUGCGACGAAUGCUCAAUGAAUUAUUGCUAUGGACGACGGGUACAGAGCAGUUAUAUAUUUGACUAUAUGAAGGAGUUUGCCAAGCGAUACAUCAACGAUCAACCUAUUUGGGGUCUCUUCUGGUCCAGUAGUUUCACGCAUGAUGACUUCUCAAUGCCCUCAAAGAUGGACAACUAUAUUUUACAGUAUUUUAAAGACUUUGAGACGGACGGUGUGCUAGAUGAAAAUAUUGUCAUCUUCUUCUCCGAUCACGGCGCACGCUUUGGAGAAUUAAGACAACUAAGCAGCGGAUUCUUAGAAUCCCGCCUGCCCAUGUUGUUCAUCUAUCUACCUCCAUGGUUUCGUGAACAAUAUCCUGAAUAUGCUCGGGCUUUGGAGCUAAAUCGUAAUCGUCUGACAUCCAGCUAUGAUCUGCACAACACUCUCAAGCAUAUCAUUGAAAUUGGAGGAUUACGUAAUGAAUCCGUUCUGCCCAAAUCUGAGGAUUGUCCCAAAUGUCAGUCCCUUUUCCAUCCCGUUGACGAGUUGAGGACUUGCUCCGAUGCUGGAAUCCCCGCACACUAUUGCACCUGUGAGCCUUAUAAAACAAUUAAUGAUAAAUGGACAGAUCGUAUCGCAGCUCUUGUUAUUGAACGCAUAAACGAAUAUCUAUGGUCUAAAAAUCUAAGCAGUUGCUGUGAGAAUCUCACUUUAAAUCUCACACAAAACGCGGAAUUUAAAAUUGGACUAGAUAUGAAGUUUCAUAGUGAAAUACGAAAAAUGGAUAAAGCUCAGUAUCACAUCACAUUUACAGUUAAACAGAAUGGAGCUAUUUUCUUCGCAACUGUUAUUUAUAAUUCUAUUCUCGAUAAAGUGGACAUAGAUGUGGAGACGAUAAGUCGUCUUAAUGAGUAUAAUAGAGACUCUUAUUGCAUUAAUGAUAAAUUGGCUAAGCUUUUUUGUAUUUGUAAAAUAGAGUUACCGAUGCCACCAGUGUUCGUGGACAGAAAAAUUAGCAGAUUCAUAGGUGGCGAUAAAAAAAUUACACGAUUCAUAGGUAUGAGGCCACCUUCUGUAGCUAAACCAUGAGAAAACCUCUUAAAUUGUAAGGUUGAAUCAAAAGAUACUUUGCUGUAAGUUAUUGAUAAAUAUAAAUCAGGUAAUCCGAAGAAAUCACAUUUUUCUUUAUUACUCUCGAAAUUUAUUCAUUAAAACAUAUGUACGUAAUAAAUAUCUCAUGCUUCUUAUCAGGAA